Molecule: messenger RNA, 2774 nt
Organism: Triticum dicoccoides
Lineage: Eukaryota; Viridiplantae; Streptophyta; Magnoliopsida; Poales; Poaceae
Product: protein argonaute 12-like
Exons: 23
Coding region: 148-2607 (819 amino acids)
Molecular function (GO): RNA binding; protein binding
Source: RefSeq, a predicted model, not a curated record
CCGGCGUCGAGCAAGUCGACGGAGUUCCCUGCGCGGCCGGGGUACGGGACGGCCGGCAAGAGGUGCCGGGUGCGCGCCAACCAUCUCCUCGUGCAGGUCGCCGACAAAGAGAUCUACCACUACGAUGUAUCAAUCAGUCCUGAAUCGAUGGCUCGUGAGAGGAACAGAUCUAUAAUCAAUGAACUUGUUAGAUUGCAUAAACAACAUUUGGAUGGGAGAUUGCCUGUUUAUGAUGGAAGAAAGGGAAUGUUUACUGCAGCUCCACUGCCAUUUAAAACCAAAGAAUUUAUUGUCAAAGUAUCAAAUACCGAGAGAGGAUACCAGGGGGAAAAGGAGUAUAAGGUCACCAUAAAGGAAGUUGCAAAACUAAAUCUAUACAAUCUUCAGCAAUUCUUGGCUGGUAGGCAGAGAGAACUGCCGCAGGACACUAUCCAGGCUCUUGAUAUCGCUCUGAGGGAAACCCCCACUGCAAAGUAUACACCCAUCUCAAGAUCAUUUUUCUCAAAAUCAUUUGGACAUGGUGGUGACAUUGGCAGCGGGGUGGAAUGCUGGCGAGGGUAUUAUCAGAGCCUGCGCCCUACACAGAUGGGAUUGUCACUGAAUAUUGAUAUUUCUGCAACAGCAUUUUACAAAGCUCAACCAGUAAUGGAUUUUGCACUGGAAUAUCUUAACAUCUGGGGUGAUGCUCCAAGGCGUUUGUUUGACCAGGAUCGCCUGAAACUAAAGAAAGCCCUCAAGGGAGUCCGAGUUGUGGCAACUUAUCGACCUGAUAUAUCCAUUCGUUACAAAAUUACUGGGAUAACCUCAGCUCCGCUAAAUGAAUUGACAUUUGACCUAGAUGGGACAAGGGUAUCAGUUGUCCAGUACUUUAUACGCCAAUAUGAUUACUCUUUGAAAUAUAUACAGUGGCCAUGCCUUCAAGCUGGCAGUGAUAGCAGGCCAACAUAUUUGCCUAUGGAGGUUUGCAACAUACUUGGAGGACAACGCUAUUCGAGAAAGCUAAAUGAGCGUCAAGUCACAAACAUAUUGAGGUUGGCAUGUGAGCGGCCAGAUAAAAGGGAGGGUAGUAUCGUGGAGGUUAUUAAUAGAAACAACUAUGGCAUUGAUGAUAAUGCAAAAGAAUUUGGAAUUAAGGUGAUGAACCAACUAGCAUUGGUCGAUGCUCGUGUGCUGCCUCCUCCAAGGCUUAAAUACCAUCAGUCUGGACGAGAACAAAUAUGCAAUCCGUCGGUAGGACAGUGGAACAUGAAUAACAAGAGAAUGAUAAAUGGAGGGUCCAUCAGGCACUGGGCCUGUGUUUCAUUUGGCUCUCGGUUGCAAUGGAAUGAUGUUAGCGUGUUCUGCAACUAUUUGGUUGGCACGUGCAAUAACAUGGGCAUGCAAGUAAGUGAGACACCGUGUGUGGACAUUGUUCAGGCACGCCAGGGUAACUUAGAAGCUGUAAAAAAUAUAUAUAGACAAUCUGCCCAAGUACUUGCUCAGCAAGGUUUGGAAGGACAAAACCUUGAGUUACUAUUUGUAGUAUUACCUGAUGGACCUAAUGCAAGUGAUUGUUAUGGAAGAGUAAAGCGGCUUUGUGAAAUUGAGCUUGGUUUAAUAACUCAGUGCUGUUUACCUAAGCAUGUUCAGAGAGCUGGCACACAGUAUCUACAAAAUAUGGCCCUUAAGAUCAAUGUUAAGGUUGGUGGUCGGAACACCGUACUGGAAAAUGCAUUGCUUCGGAGGAUACCUCUGUUGACAGAUAAGCCUACAAUUAUAUUUGGAGCAGAUGUGACCCACCCAUCUCCUGGGGAGGAUAUGUCUCCAUCUAUUGCAGCGGUUGUUGCGUCGAUGGAUUGGCCUGAAGUGUCUAAGUACACAUGCUUGGUGUCUUCACAAGGUCAUAGGGAAGAAAUCAUAGCUGACCUUUUCACAGAAGUGAAAGAUCCACAGAAGGGGGUUAUAUAUGGUGGAAUGAUAAGAGAGUUGCUUUUGUCCUUCUAUAAAGCAAACAAGUCUUGCAAACCUGGAAGGAUAAUAUUUUAUCGAGAUGGUGUUAGUGAAGGCCAAUUUAGCCAGGUCUUGCUUUAUGAAAUGGAUGCAAUAUACAGGGCUUGUUCUAGCUUAGAGAACGGUUACCUUCCUCAAGUUACAUUUGUUGUGGUGCAAAAGCGGCAUCACACACGGCUUUUCCCGGAAGAUCAUCGUUCAGGGGCCAUGGCAGAUCGAAGCGGAAACAUCCUGCCUGGAACCGUUGUUGAUACAAAGAUAUGCCAUCCCAGUGAAUUUGAUUUUUACCUCUGUAGUCACGCCGGCAUUCAGGGAACGAGCCGUCCAACUCAUUACCAUGUCCUCUAUGAUGACAAUAAUUUCACCGCUGAUGCCUUGCAAACGCUGACUUACAAUCUGUGCUACACUUACGCACGGUGCACACGGUCCGUCUCGAUCGUUCCUCCAGCAUACUACGCGCACUUGGCGGCUUUCCGGGCGCGGCACUACCUGGAUGACAAUCACUCUGAUCAUGGAUCAUCUUCUGUGGGCGGCACCCGAAUGAAUGAUCACUCUGUCCCGGUAAAGCCACUGCCCAAAGUUAAGGAGAGUGUCAGGCAGUUCAUGUUCUACUGCUGAAGACUGAUUUCGCAUUUUCUGGACAAUAGUGGACGGUUUUGCACCUGUGGAACUUGCAAAUGUUAUAGGCCAAAACGCGUACUAUGAUGUCUUGUUUGGAAAUUUCUGUGAUGUGAUAUAAUGUUGAAAAUUAAAUGCUUUUUCUAACAAUCAUGGUCCCCACCUGA